Physcomitrium patens is the source of this 3345-nucleotide messenger RNA. RefSeq lists its product as uncharacterized. Gene Ontology annotation, biological process: response to acidic pH; response to aluminum ion. Lineage: Eukaryota; Viridiplantae; Streptophyta; Bryopsida; Funariales; Funariaceae. The record is from RefSeq and is a predicted model, not a curated record.
CGUAGACCUCGAUGUUUAAAUUUUAAUUGCUGUUCUUCCCUGUGCACGAAUCGAAAUUUUAAUUCUUUCGCAACUCUCCACUCGCUCUGAAUCUUCAGCUACACUCGGAGUCGGUUUUAUGUGGGUUGUCUUCUGCUGCUGUUUUACUGUUGGGUUUAGGUUUGAGAGGAGUUGGGAAAGUGAGUGAUCGUUUUGAAGUUCCAGGUUUCUAACGCCCGCCGUGCAUCGAGUAUUUGUGUAGUGGAGGUGUUCUUGGUUUUAGGAAUGUCAAUAUGGCUACUGUAGGCGGCACAUUGGUGUUUGGAAGAGCGGCCUCGUCAUGUUCUCCUCUGAAGUCGGGGAUAGUCUCUCACUAUGAAAGCGUCAAUUGUCACUGUGCACCUACAUUAUGAUGUUCGGUCUACUUGGAACGAUAGGAUUUUUAGACUCCUAUCGAAGGGGAAGGAUUUUGUCACUGUAGUUUAGUUUGGCUCUGCCGCCAGCUUUGGUGUAGGUGUGAUGUUUGAAGCGAUCUGCUUGAGUCCCGAGAUUUCGGAUCUUUGUUAUGGACCUUGAAGCACCUAAUUGGGUCAUUUGCACAUUAUGAACUGCGUUGUUCUUGGUUGAGAUUAGAAAGCUGAAGGAGCUUGGUGUAUCAACCUUGGGAUUAUUUCAUAGUCCUGUAUUACCGAAAACUUAUUUCAAUGAACAGUGUAUCGUUAUGAUGCUGAGGCUUUGCCGAGUUCAGCUUUGCCAUUUCAGGGUAGCGAAGGACGAUUCUAGAAUGUAUCGUACCGUGGACUGCUUUAUGCCAUCGACGAAAUGUGUUUGUGCUCUUUUAACUCGACCAAUGCUUGGUAUGGCGCGCUCGUGUUCUCCAUCUUCGCAGAGGCACUACAGAGAACCUGAAAGUAGAUCAGGGUCCAUUAGAUGAAGUACACAUUUUUGGACCCUUAAAGAAGUCGGCAGUCUAGAUUUGCUGCAAAGUUGGCAGCCAGGCUGUCACCCUGAUUGUGAGAGGGACUCUGGAAUUAAACACGACUAGAUUGACUUGCGAGUAUCAACCAAUGCACGAUGCAGGGUGGCAAUCAGCAGCCCGCACCAAGUCCAACGAAUGAUUCUCUGUCUACCCUAGCCUUCCUUCAUCAUCAGCUGACUCAGCAGUUCUCGACCUCUAAUUUGCCAAAUACACCCUUGCUCUCUUCAUCUCUUGGGUUCUCCAUGAGUGGCAAUGCUCAGGAUCAAAGUCAUACGCAUCAGAACAUUCAACAGCAACAAAUCCAAUCAAUGAUUUCAGGCGGUGGAAGCAGAGGUCAUGCACAAGUAGGGAGCAGAAGUGGUGAAAGCCCUGGAGGGUUGUUUCAGCACUUGCAGCACGGGAACAGGGACUCAAAUCUCGAUCAACAUCAGUUUUAUAAUGAAACGACGAAUCAACUCUUUUCCGAGAAUGUUUUGAACCAGGCUUCCUUGGUGGAACAGCGAGUGCGAAGUAUCACGGAGCAUCUGUCCAUGCUUCAGGAUAGGAUCCAGCAGCUGCAAGCCCUUGUGCCUCUUAUCUCUCAGCUUUCACAUUUCCAGAAUGAGGGCAAUGUUCUAGCCCAACAGCAGGUAGCAAGUGCCGCUGUUGUAAGUAUUACCUCUCAGUUGGCGAUGGUGGCCGUUGAUCUCCUUCUACAGUCGGGUGUAAACACUGGAACUCAACCGAACCAUUCAAAGGAAAUGCAUUUGAGCCAGCUGCUGCAAAAUGCUGCGAAUCCAAACUUUUCCCAGCAGAAUGCACCGAGGCAUGACCUGAGAGCACCUCACAUGAGUCAUUGGAUGGAAAAACUAUUAGGAGGAUCAUUUGCUGCCUCAGAAGGGGUUAAUGCAGCCAUUACCUCUGGCAACGGUGGGAUUCGAUUUUCUGGUGGAGGAGGUAAUUUCCCUGUUCUGAUUGACGAUGUUGAAAACUCAGGACAGCAAAGUUUAAGUGGCGCCCAACAGGUUGGUGGUAACGGCAGUGCGGGGUCAAUGAUUCACUAUCCGAUGAGCAAUAUGAUUGGAAAGGAUUUUGGAAGUAUUUUAGAUGGCAAAGACCGCAAACCCUCCGAUGUCCUAGGUAGCUCUUCACGCGAAGGAGAUUCAGGUGCAAAUGAGUUUAUUUCCGUUGAGUUAAGAGGGGUGAAUGCCGGCCUGGAGGAUCUGGACAAUGAUUCCCGAGUUGAUGACGAGGGUAGUGACAGCGACAAUAUCUCUCCUGGUUCGUUUGAUCUUGUGGAGAUGGACGCUACGGAAAUUUUGGCCGAGCACACACAUUUCUGUGAGAUCUGUGGGAAGGGUUUCAAGCGUGACGCCAAUCUGAGAAUGCACAUGCGAGGUCAUGGCGACGUGUAUAAGACUGCUGCAGCUCUUGCACGUCCCGACAGAGGCACACAAAUCCCUACAUCGAACGCUUCGAGGCGAUACUCCUGCCCGUAUGUGGGAUGUAAGAGGAACAAGAAACAUCGCAAGUUCCAGCCUCUAAAGACUCUUCUGUGUGUGAAGAAUCACUAUCGCCGUAGCCAUUGUCCGAAAGUUCUCAAUUGCCAGAAGUGCUCGACGAAGAAAUUUUCAGUUGUUGCGGACUUAAAGACUCAUGAAAAGCACUGUGGUCGUGAAAAGUGGCUGUGUUCUUGUGGCACUACUUUUUCACGGAAAGAUAAGCUUGUGGGGCACAUUGGUUUGUUCGUGGGUCAUGCUCCUGCAAUGCCUCUGCAUGAUAUGGAAGGUGGGGUUGGAUCGAAUUUAAUUGUGGAUCAUCACCAGUCACCCGCUGAAGCGUUUGGUUUAGGAAGCAAGUCUCCGAUGGCUUUUUGGGAAUGACGAGGUCAUUGGCCCAGAAGCCAAUUUUGAGAGAUCAGACGAAUAUCCGCAAGUUUUUCCUGUGAUCGGAACUCCUGGUCUCUGAUACACGACGAUUUUCGUUGAUCCUGUUAACGUCGCCCAAUUCAGCUGUAUAGUAAGACCCUGAAAGUGAUGUUGUAAAUUUGUAGAGAUUAAAAUAGGACUACCUCCAGGCUACCUUGUUGUUUGAUCCGUGUGGGCCGAGCGUCCUGAUGACCGCUAGUCCCCAAUCAUAUGUAAGCAGGCACCACAAUACCGCUUCCGGUGGUCUUUCUUGAAAAAAAAUUAACAACACGUUAAAACCUCAUGGAAUCACAUAAACUAGGAAUCUAGUUAAAGUGUUUUUUGAAAUGUGAAAUGUACACUGUUAUGAAAAACAGUAAUCAGAGGGUUAGAAAAGUCAACCUGAUCCAGUUCUUCAGGUUCUCACUUUCUGCGUCGGAUGACGCUAUACCUGCUAAAUACGCGAUGGAAUUGAAGAUGUCAACUAUUAUACUUGUUUAA